GUAACGAACAGACAAGCAAACAAACAAACAAACAAUCAAACAAAUAAACGAACAAACAUGUCGUCGUCGUUGUCGCUGAUGUCCGCAACGGUCCGGUCUAGGUGUUUGUGCGUCGUUGUCGCGUCGCUGAUAUUGCUGCAGACAACGUGCUUGCAGGUCGCGGGUGCAGCCGUCGUCAGGUUGGCCGUGGUCAAGGCGGCGUCUCAGUGCUCGACCUCCCCAGACACCGUCGAUUGUCUGAUGCACGCCGCGGCCGCCGGCGUCGACGCCCUGGCCCGGUCCGCAGAUCCCAUCGACCUGGUUCCCGGUUGCGUGACGCUUGUCAAAAACGCGGCCGCCGAAUCGGACCCGCCGCCACAGCCACAGCCAUCGCCAUCACCGCCGCCGCCGCAGACGUCCGCUGACAUCGACGCCGCUUCAGAACCAGGCGGCGGUGAGUCGGCGCUCGUCGACUCGUUGACGGCGUUCGUAAGGUCCCGUGCAAUCAGCGUACGGGCGCCCACCCACCUGUUGGAAUCGCUAAAAAGCACUCUCAUCGAAGCGCGAGGCAAGAAAGACAAGUACGCGGGACCGUUGCUUAUGGGCGCUAUGAUGGUGGCCGGCACGCUGUUGCCGAUCAAGCUGGGCGCGCUGGCCAUGAUGAGCGGUAAGGCGCUGAUGACCAGCAUGCUGGCGCUCAUGCUGUCCGCCAUCCUGGCGCUGAAGAAACUGGCGUCGGGCAGCGGCAGCCACAGCGGUACAACUUACGAAGUGAUCAACGUGCCGUCUGCGGGCGGUCACGGCCCACACGGCCGUUCGCUGAGGGCCCACGCCAUGGCAUACGGCCCUCCACCUCCAGUGGAAACCCCCCCGACGCCCACUCCAUCGACCGACGGAGUUAAUAAUAAUUUUUAGAGCCAUUAUAUAAAUGUAAAUUUUUUCGCACUUAUCACGGUAUGCCUAACAUAUUUAUUAUUUAAUGCAUUAUUUAUAAUAUAUUUAUUGUUAAAUUAUGUAAGCGCUAA
Molecule: messenger RNA, 1004 nt
Organism: Diuraphis noxia (Russian wheat aphid)
Lineage: Eukaryota; Metazoa; Arthropoda; Insecta; Hemiptera; Aphididae
Cellular component (GO): membrane
Source: RefSeq, a predicted model, not a curated record